AUGGGCGUAGAUCAUUCCUUGAGUCCCGAGGCUUAUUUUUCUAAAGCCUUUGUUCAUGCGUGCCAUACCGGUGAACCGUCAAGGGUCCAGGAAUUCCUCGCCAGCGGGCGAGUAACUGCCGAGGAUCUCGAUCAGGGACACGGGGCCGCAACUAGACAGGCGCACGCAGAGAUCGUGGCUACACUCUUCGAUACCGGUGCUAGCGUGUCAGACUGGGCGAUAAGCGCUCUCCACGGCAGGUCGAAGCAGGACCUACCUGUUAUACUACUAGACGCGGGUGCAGACCCUACAGCGCGAUCUGCAGGCAAGCGCUACUAUGGCGAACCCCCUUCAGCGGUCGCUAAGCAUCAGCAAAAUCCUGAGAUUAAAGAAAAGCUACUUGAUCUCCUCCGGUCUGAAAAAUUGCAGGACGAAUGA
Messenger RNA from Penicillium atrosanguineum, 417 nucleotides. RefSeq lists its product as uncharacterized. Lineage: Eukaryota; Fungi; Ascomycota; Eurotiomycetes; Eurotiales; Aspergillaceae. The coding region runs from base 1 to 417 and encodes 138 amino acids. The transcript has a single exon. The record is from RefSeq and is a predicted model, not a curated record.